This is a messenger RNA of Hypanus sabinus (Atlantic stingray), 5463 nucleotides long. RefSeq names its product FYVE and coiled-coil domain autophagy adaptor 1a (gene fyco1a). The record is from RefSeq and is a predicted model, not a curated record. Gene Ontology annotation, molecular function: metal ion binding. The transcript is spliced from 18 exons. The coding region runs from base 153 to 4673 and encodes 1506 amino acids. Gene Ontology annotation, cellular component: lysosome; autophagosome; late endosome. Lineage: Eukaryota; Metazoa; Chordata; Chondrichthyes; Myliobatiformes; Dasyatidae. Gene Ontology annotation, biological process: positive regulation of autophagosome maturation; plus-end-directed vesicle transport along microtubule.
CAGCUGCAGACGCCAGAGGUUGGUUGGUAUGCGGCCCGGCCUGGCCUGGCCUGGCCUGGCGUAGACAUAAGGCGGUGCUACAACAGCAUUUUCAAUAACUGUAUUGAUUAAAGUACUUCCAAUUAACAGUUAUCAGUUUGGAAGUCACUACAAUGGCAGGGUCGGUUGGAGAGAAUCAGAUACAAAGGAUAAUCCGUGAUCUAAAAGAUGCAAUUUCAGAAUUAAGCCGAGAACAUAAGGAAAAUGGUGAUGCAAUCACUGAUGAUAGUACAAAUCUCCACAAAUGCUGCUUAAAAUUAGAAUACCUCCUUCAGUUUGACCUGAAAGAAAAAACUUCAUUUCUUGGCAACAAGAGAGAUUAUUGGGAUUUCUUCUGCAGUUGCUUAGCCAAGGAAAAAGGAGCAAAUGAUGGAAUUCGUUUUGUGAAAUCUAUUCCAGAGUUAAAAACCUCUCUUGGCAAAGGUCGAGCAUUUAUCCGCUAUUCCUUAGUCCACCAGCGCCUGGCUGAUACUUUUCAGCAAUGCUUAAUGAAUGCUAAAGCUACCAGUGACUGGUAUUAUGCUCGAAGCCCUUUGCUGAAUUCUCACCUCGGCUCUGAUAUUGUUACUCAUCUGUAUGAACUGAAUGAAGUGCAGUUUGACUUGGCAUCGAGAGGGCAUGAUUUGGAUGCUGCUUGGCCAACAUUUGCACGGCGAUCUUCUGCCAUGUCUUCUUCUCAUUUUUGGAGACCACCAAGCAGAUGCUCCAGCAUAAGCAGUUUGGUUAGCAACUAUUCACAACCUCCAGAAAGUCUUACAAAUCUAGACCUAAACAAUUCCUUAUCAGUAGAGCAACUGGAAACCCUUGACGAGUUACGUGUUGAACUUGAUCAGUCUGAUAUAAAGCAAAAAGAAAUGCAUGAAAAGAUCCAACAUUUUGAACUGGAAAGGAGUGAGUUACACAAGACAAUAUCAUUACAUGUGCAGACAAUAGAAGCUUUGAGGAAAUCAGCUGCUGAAUCAAUGGAGGAGAACCUCUUACUAAAGAAGACAGUGGAAGAGCUGAGUCAGCAGUGCAAAGAUUUUGCUCAAGGCAGUAUGGAAGAAUCUCAAAAGUAUUUGCAAAUGUUAGAUGUUAGUUCCACGGAGAAACAACAGGUGCUUCAGUCAAAGGCUACAGAAUUGGAAAUAUAUAAUAACCACUACUCAAAUAAACUGCAGCCAUUAACACAAGAAGUAGAAAAUCUCAGGUCACACAGUGUAAAAGAUGCCAAUUUUGAUGAAUUUCAGUCCAAACUAAUCACAGCAGAACAGAAGAAUAUAGAGCUGGUCAAAAAGAUAGAAGACAUUUUGACUGAAAAGGCACAAUUGGAGGCAACCCACUAUGAUUUAGAGCAGAAAAUCCAUGAACUUCGCGACAAGUUGGAUAAUGCGGAGAGAGAGGAGAUUGGAAUACAGAGGUUAAACAAUACGCAGCAACUGCAGAUGGAAAAGCUAACAAAUGAUUUGAAAUCAAAAGACUUAAUAAUAGAGGAGCUUGAGUUGAAGCUGAAAGGAACUACUUUGAAAUUCGAGGAAAAGAAUGCUAUGCUUGUGGAGAAAAAUGAAGAGUUAGAAUCUUACUUGAAUAAGUAUGGUGAAAUAAAGAGUGUACAAGGAAGUGAUGCAACUGAACUUGAAUCAAUGCAAAAGGCAAUUCAGGAGCUAAGAAAUGAGAAAGACGAAGCACAAGUCAAAUGUAAAGUAUUAGAGGAACAAAUAAGUACUCUUUCUAGCCAGCUAGUAGCUGCUAAUAAUGAAGCACAAAAUCAUCAGGAUGUUCGAAAUAAACUUUUCUGUGAGAAUGAAGAUCUUAGGAAAACAGUGCAAGAAUUAGAAGAGAUAUUAGCUAAUGGUCAAAGUAGGUCAAGCCAGAUUGAGGUUGACCAUCAAAAACUUGAGAAUCAGAAAUUUCAACAUACUGUACAGAAAAGUGCUGAAAGAGAGGAAGCAAUGGAGAGAACAUGUUUUCCCUUGGAAACUGAUAGCUUCAUUACAUCUCAGAAAGAGUUGCAGGGCCAGAUAGCUGACGCCAUGGUUCCAAUGGAUGAAAAAGUAAAAAAUCUAAGGGAGGAAAGCAAACAAUUUAAUGAGCAAUUACAAAAUUCUCCCAGGCAGUUUGAAACAGCAGAGGGCAAACUGAAAGAAAGUCAGACUGAAUUUGAUGAGUCAAGUGAUCGCUUGCUAAAUCUGCAGGCAGAGGGAAUGCUUUCGGAUUUGGAGAAUACAUUAUUAAAAUUACAACCAAAUGAAAAUUCUCCCAUCUCUUUCGUAGCUGAAAACAAAGAUAAUCUGUUAAAGCAGUUACCAGAAAAUAUUGAAAAAUAUCAGUCAAAAGUAGAGAUGCGGGAAAAAGAAAAAUUGAGUCUUGAAUCUAAUGUUCAGAAGCAAAGUCAGCUUACUGAGGAUCUAAUAGUUGAGAAAAAUGCAUUAGUGAAAGCACAGGUGACAGAGAAAGACCUUUAUGAGAAAGAAAUACAGAAGAUAAAUGAAGAACUAGCUACCACUAAAAAUCAGCUUGAAGUUGAGCAUAGUGAAGUGUCCAGAUUACAGGGAGUGAUUGAAGAACUUAGUUCAAAGCUUAAGUAUGCCAUUGAGGAAAAAGAAAGUAUACACAGUAAUCUUAAUCUUGCAGUAUGUUCCAAAGAGGAAUACAGAACUCUGGUUCAAAAUCUGAAGGAACAGAUAGAAUCAAACAGCAGGGAUCAUGCUGAGAAACUCUUGAGAUUGAAAGAAAAAGAAGAUUAUCUUAAAAAAGACAGAGAAAAAUUGACACAACAGAUAACUGAACUUGAAGAACAGUUUACAACGUUUAAAUGCGAAUCAUCUCAACAGGAAAAGUAUAUUGAAAAACUAAAGUCUGAAAAUAUUGAGACCAAAGAUCUGCUUAAUAGGGUGAACACUGAAAUGGCAGACCUUGGCAUGCAGAUGUGUGCAAUGAGUGCCGAAAAAAAUGCCAUUGAGCAGAAAUAUAAUGACAUCUGUCAACAGCAAGCAACAGUUUUUGAGGUGAUGAAACUGGAACAACACCAGCUAAAUGUAAAUAUUUCUGCACUUAAGAAUGAGAAUCAACACCUUCAGGAGGAGUUAAAGAGAUCAGAAAAUUUAGCAGCAACUGUAGAGGAGCUGCAGAAAAAGCUAGUGAAAACACAACAGCAAGCUGAAAGUUUCCAGGAGGCUGCAAAGGAAGAGAUGUCUGCAGUCAAAUUUCAGAUAAGUGGAGAGGUGAUGGACUACCAGACUAAAUUAAAGACUCUUGGUGAAGAAAUAGAGGCUGUUAAAACAGACCUCAAUGAAUGUCACAGUCAAAUAGCUUCAAAGGAUAAACAACUUGUUGACUUUCAAGAUCUUAACAGUAAAUUAAGAGAGCAGUUGGAACAGAAAGUACAAGUAAUUGCAGAAUCACAAUUACUGAGAAAUGAAGAGCAAGAAAAACUGAAGUGUCUUUCAGAAAACUUUACCAGGACCCAGCAAGAGUUGGAAGCUGUAAAAAAGGAACAAGAAGAAUACAAGCAACAAAUGGAGGAGAUGCAAGUGGAAAUGAAGAGAAAUGAACAACAACUUACGGCUGAAGUGGAUGACUUGACCCGAACUAAAGAAUUUCUAGAGGAGCGCUUAAUUGAAUUAAUUAAAGAUAAGGAUGCUCUAUGGCAGAAAUCUGAUGCAUUGGAAUUUGAACAGAAGCUCCGCACUGAAGCCCGAUGGCUUGGUGACAAGGAAGUUAAUUACUGCCUGGAUUGCCAAAGUCAAUUUACGUGGUGGCUACGUCGACAUCACUGCAGACUUUGUGGCCGUAUCUUCUGCUAUUAUUGUAGUAAUAAUUUUGUAAUGACAAAACACAGUGGUAAAAGAGAGCGCUGCUGCAGAGCUUGCUACAUGGAACAUAGUGCAGUUGUUCAACGGUUAAAUGACCCUGGAUCAUCAGAUACAACGAACAGUCCUGAUGAAUCUCCUUCACGAUCAAUCUCAGAAAGGCAAAUUUCCAGAAACACAGGAAGUUUCACCAAACCAGAUGAUGCAGCUUUUGAUAUCAUCACAGAUGAAGAGAUCAAUGAAAUUGAAGAUAAUGAUUGUUCUUUGGAAUUCACAAACCAAAUUAGCUCUAAUCUUCCAGAGUCAACACUACAAGAUGCUCCAUCUCUAAGUCCAACCUGCGAUACAUCAGUUGAUGGUGCAACACUUCCAGCUGAAGAUGGAUCUAGGCAAUCUAUGCAAGAUGUGGAGAUUAAUCUGUUGAAAUGUGGUGAAAUGACGCUCAAAAUACCCCUCACAGUGGAUGAGAUUCGACAGUUCGGAAAUAGUAACAGAGAACUGUUUAUUAAAUCCAGCUGCUACAGUCUUAUCCCUAUUGCAGUUGAAGAAUGUGGAUUGACCAUUAGCUGGGUCUUCUCUUCUGAUCCAAAGAGCAUAUCCUUUAGUGUUGUUUAUCAAGAAUCUGAAGAAACGUCAUAUGAACGCUGUAAGGUUUUAAUUCCUUUAACACGCUGUAAUUCUCAUAAGGAAACAAUACAAGGCCAACUGAAAGCCAGAAAUCCAGGACAGUACUUACUGAUAUUCGAUAACUCAUUUUCAAGGUUUACAUCAAAGAAGGUGUUUUAUCGCUUAACAGUUGAAAAACCCAUAAUCUAUGAUGGAAGUGAUGUUUCCGAACCAUGAAAUAUUUGCACAAUUUUUUUAACCUGUUCAAGUGUAACCAAAUUUGGGGCAAUAUUUUCAAAGGUUUGAAAUCUAUGCAAAUAAGUUUUAAAUAAAAAUAUAUUUAGUAAUAUAUACCUCUUCCGCACUAAAUAAUGUAAAGUAGGAUUAUCAAGUGCAGGCAGUAUUUUUGUAGUGGGUAAGUGUAAGAGCUACCUGUCUGAAAUGAGAAAUUAUGGUUGCAUUACCUUUCCUUCAUAUAAUGAACUACUGGUGUAAUAUUAUAAACUCGCUUUGGUUGUUAUACCACUACUUCGGCCAUAUUUCAGCUGCAACUCAUUAUAUUAUGAUAAGUGACGCAUACAAAACAAGUAUCAUUUGUGGCAUUACACCUAGGAAUAACUUAAGCAGGUUAAUACCUCUUUGUACUAGUAAUUUGCUGGAGAACAGAUGGCAGGAACGUAGCCUAAUGAUGCAAAUGUGUGGCAAUGAUCUAUCUAAUAUAAGAACAUGCAACACUAUAAUCGGGGCAGCUUAACAAGUAAAACAUAUUUGUAUUGACUGUUAUAGAUAUUUUCACUGGAAUAUAUAUUUUAAAAUGUUUGUAAGCCAGGAGCGGUUGGGUUUUUGAGAGCGGUCUUAAUUUAACUUUGUGGUAUUGCCAAUUUUAAUAGUAUGCCACUAAUAUUAAUUUGGAAUAAUAAUACAGAUAUUUUUAAAAAUUACAAUGUAUAAUGCACUUUUAUUCCAAAAUUUGAUAUUUAGAUAGAAACAAUCAAUAAAGGAAAUCAGUACAUAAUUUACAGUUGAA